Molecule: messenger RNA, 3461 nt
Organism: Linum trigynum
Lineage: Eukaryota; Viridiplantae; Streptophyta; Magnoliopsida; Malpighiales; Linaceae
Source: the annotation of a GenBank genome assembly
CAUUUUACUCGGUCUGAUCCGGUCUGGUCUUAACAACGAUUUGGUCCGUGUGGUCUGUACGGACCGGACCAUUGCACACCCCUACUAGUCAGCCGAGUAAAAGGCCCGGCCCAUUUAAUACCAAACCGGUGGCCCAAGAACAUCGAAUCAUCUUCGUCGAUCAAAGCGCAAGUACGUUCUCUUCCUCCGAAUUCAAUCACCACCGUCAAAAGCAUCCUGAUCCCGAUUCCUAAAACCCAAUCGCAGGGCACUUACACUACACAGCGCCGCAGGAAAUUUGGCAACCCCCGAAAACCGCUCUAAUAUACUUCAGCCACCAACGCGCAGUUCUCCCGUCGCUCACACACACUUUCCCUGUCAAACCAAGCUGCCUGCCUGACCUCCUCCCCAAGUCGGUUCGUCGCUGCAUUUCUUGCUCAGGUAGAGCCAUCGUUUUCCUCCCCCGAAAACCCUAAUUUCUUUGCAAUUAUCAUCGUCGCCAUGGAUGAUGCUCUUCUGCUCCGAUCUUAGCUUCUGCAAUUUCUAGUGAUUUUCUCUGCCGGGGUUUUGUCCCAUUUCCUCGUUUUCCAGUGAGCUUGGUUAGCCGAUGCGGAUAUUUUUGCUCUGUUUUGGCUCUGUAAACGUUUGCGAUUGUUGAUUUUCGUUCCAUUUCUCGAUUUUUUGUCGGUCCUUUCCGACGGCCGAAGUCCCGGUGACGAGAGUUCUCCGUGCGACUGAGAUUCUCGGCCAGUUUUGUUGAACGCAGUUUGGGAUGACGACCUGGUGAAUGAACUAGCUAGAUGCAGAUUUUUUUUUUGCAGGCGAGGUGUUUUGUUUGGAUUCACAGUUAUUUUCGUCCAGACAAGCUUGUAUCGUCUGCUUGGUUUUGGAUUUUUGCUAGGCUAAUUUGUGAGGAAGUAUUUCCAUUUUCCGUGGACUCUCUGUUUGGAAGAAGCAUCCUAGGAUCUCAUUUUCAUUGUAUUUGAGAUAGCAUGUGUGAUUAUGGGUUGUGUUGAUGUCCUGAUUCUAAAGGGAGAAGCUAGGUUUUGCAUUUCUUUUGUGCUGGUGCUUAAACAUGGUUGUUUGAUUCGAAAGGUCAGUAUCUGACGAUGUAUUUGGCUGAUGUAGGUAUCAUGGCGUUCAGGAGUUCUGCAAUGAGGUUCAUUAGCAGGAGGUUCUCCAGUGGUGGCAAAGUUCUGGGUGAAGAGGAGAAAGCUGCAGAGAAUGUUUACAUCAAGAAAAAGGAGCAGGAAAAGUUGGAGAAGCUCGCUCGCAAGGGCCCCAGUCCAGGGGAGAAAGCCGGAGCAAGCUCUGCAGCAACUGAUGCCACAGCUUCCGCUUCUACUUCUUCUGCUGCUGGAGGAGGCUCGACUCAGAAGGUCUCGACCGACACCUACCGCAACUAUGCCGUGGUGGCUGGAGUGGUCACCAUCGCUGCAUCUAUCGGGUGGUAUCUGAAGUCUGGUGAUUCGCAGAAGCAGGAAGUCCAGGAGUGAUUGCUAGCCCGCCCUGGCUUGAAGUGUGGCAAGAGGAGGCGCGUCACUCUGUUUGACCCUCUUCUAGUCUUCUUUGCCAUGCUUUUUUUCUUCUAAUAAGCAGGAUUUUACACUAUUGGUUUCUGUUUUGGUUUAGGAAACUUUUUUCCUACCCCCACUUUGGCUACUCUCCUCUCUAGUGUCUACUUCACUUCACGCCUCAGCUCUCUAGUCAGCUGGUUGACUUUUGUUUCGCCUGAAAACUGAGAGGGCAUUAUUGACCUGAGUCUUACUGCGAAAUUGUGAAAAGGUUGGUAGUAGUAGUAGUUGUGCUGUUUUCCCAUGGGCUCAUUCUCAGUUGGGCCUUUGCUUACUUUGGGCUCACUGUUGGGCUUGAGUCCCAAGUCUAUAAUUAGCUGUUUGUUUAUGGUGCUAGACAUGUUCCGAGUAUUAUUGAUGCUUAUAGAUAGAACUAGUAGGAUUAUGUAGGAAUUGCCGUGUUUAGGAGUUGUUUAGCUCAGAAGUUGUAUUUGUAAGCAUGAUCUAAUACACUAUUACGAGAGAGGAGAAGGAGCAAAGCAAGAAAGCGUGUUGUCACGUGGCGGGUGGGCCCAAAUAGUAGAGUCCCACAUGUCUCUAAGCCCAACUACUCAAUUACCUACUGAUAUUAUAAUAAUAAUAUUAUUAUUAUUAUGGAUUUAAUUUAACCGCGAAAAUAGAAAUAAAUAAGGGUGAUAUACUUUUGUUUUUAUUACUGGAACUAAUACUCGUUUUCUUUCUCUUAUCAUAUUGUUUUGUUGGUUGGCUCAAAAUUUCAAUCAGCUGAGAUCAUUAAUGAAUUGUUUAAGAUUAAGUGAUUUGUUUAGUUUGGGGAAUUAGUUGAUGUUGAACCUUUGAUUAACAAUGAAUUAAUAGAUACACAAUAUGUUAUGACAAGUGCUGACUGGUAUGUUAUCAGCACUCAGUUUUUUUGGUAGUGGUCUUGUGGACCCUUUCUCUAUACAGUUCAUUAGAAAAUUGCUCAAACAAUGGGAAUUUUAGGCGUAAAGCAAAAUACACUGUUUUUUUUUCAUACAAAAAAGAAAUAUAUUCAUUAUUUUCCGAAACAAACUCGAUUAUCCACAUGACAUAUGUAAGAUGGAGUAACCAUCAGGAACUUGUCCAUAUCUGCAUGACAUCAACAUCCCCUUUCUCCUGGAAAGUCUUUUAUCUUUUCCCCAUUAAUCUUUAACGGACGAUUUCUCUCUCGUUUUAAGUCAAAAUUUAAUUUUUGCAUAGAUAAAUCAGAUUAAAUAUGCUCUUUAAAAUCAUAUCCACUUUGAUAUAUUUUUAAUACAAAAAAAAAAUUGAAUAAUUUUUUACCAGUCAUUACCAUAUGGUAUGCUCGUAUUUAAUAUCAUAUGGUAAGAAAGCGUACCAUGAUGGUAUGAGUUGAAUACAUGAUAAUAGGAGUAUACUAACUGUCAUUUACGACUUUCAUCAUUGUUUACCACAAGUUACCACCCACAUACCAUAGUGGUAAAGUAUGGUAAUUUUUGGUCCAGUAUUUUUUUCGCCCAGAAAUUUGUAGAUCCAAUAUAUCAUGAUGAACUCGUUCCUUCUGAGCAAACGUUUUCAAAAACGACUUAAAAACGAAGAAGUUACCAUAUGGUAUGUAGUUGGUAAAAAAAAGUUUAUCAAAAUAUAUUGAAAAUUGAUCUCAUUUUGUAGAGCACAACGAACUCGUUCCAUGUGUGCAAAAAAAUUGAAAUCCGAGUUAAAACGAAGAAGAUAAGAGUCGAUUAUGAAAACUAUGGAAAAUAAAAUGUCUUUAAUUGACAACCCUUAAGUCUGAAUUUUCUUGGCCCACUUAGAUCUAAAGGCUCAAAUUUAGUUACUCAUAGAUCAGUAACCAUUGGUUACUGACCCUAUCCUAAGCCCUGUAGGUUACUUUAGAUCAUGGGUCAAGCAGAAUGAUUAUUGAUGAUGAUGAUAGAGACUAGUUUCCAAAAAAUUUUGAAACCGUAA